AAAAUGCUGGUAUAAAGCUGAAAAUAUUUAGUCGAGAAAAAUAAGUGUAUUUUGUUAAGAAUUAUUCCAUUUAUUUGACAGUAAAGAGAAUAUCAAAUGACAUUGGAUUAACAGAAGAUACAUUCUCAGUGACUAAAGAAAUAUCUUGUACAGAAACAGAUUUAUAACACUGUUUCUCUAAAUCUGUGGAAGAAUUCCUAUGAAAUAUUUGCUCUCGCCUGAGAUUAUUUGCAAAAUUUUGAAACAUCACUCACUGGAAUAUCAAGAAGAAUAGUUUGUGCAUUGAUUACACUUGGAUAAAUUAACCUAAGUAUUGUUAGAGAAAGGUAACAGUGGAUGAAAUUACAGCAGUGGAAAUAUUUGUAAGAGUAAACUAUAAGAAGAGAAGCAAGUAAAAAUAUAUAUACAUUGAAAUUUGGGAAGAACAAUAAUGGAGAAGAAAGAGAAACUUAAAGAACUGAUUUCCCUUGAAGACAUUAUAAAAGACAGACACAAUUUGUCAUGUGACUGUGAUGUCCAUAAAAAUUCUCAUUCUCAAAAAAGUAAUCUAAUUGUUCAGAAACAAACUCAUAUGGGAGAGAAACAAUAUCACUGUGAUAUCUGUGGUAAAUCUUUCACCUGCAGUGCUGACAUAAGUAGACACAAAUGUAUUCAUAUAAGUGAAAAGCCAUAUUGCUGUGAUAUCUGUGGUAAAUCAUUCUCUCAAAAUAGUAACUUAACUGCACACAAAUAUAUUCAUACAGGUGUAAAGCCAUAUCGAUGUGAUAUCUGUGGUAAAUCUUUUACUUCCAGUGGUAACCUAACUAGACACAAACGAAUUCACACAGGAGAGAUGCCAUAUCAUUGUAAUAUCUGUGGUAAAGUCUUCUCUCGAAAUAGUCAUUUAAGUAAACACAAACGUAUUCAUACAGGAGAGAAGCCAUAUCAUUGUGAUAUCUGUGGUAAAGUGUUCUCUCAAAAUAGUCAUUUAAGUAGACACAAACGUAUUCAUACAGGAGAGAAGCCAAGUCGAUGUGAUAUCUGUGGUAAGUCAUUCUCUCAAAAUAAUAACUUAACAAAACACAAACGCACUCAUACGGGAGAGAAACAAUAUCACUGUGAUAUCUGUGCUAAAUCUUUUACUUCCAGUGGUAACCUAACCAAACACAAACGUAUUCAUACAGGAGAGAUGCCAUAUCAUUGUGAUAUCUGUGGUAAAGUUUUCUCUCAGAAUGGUAAUUUAAGUAAACACAAACGUGUUCAUACAGGACAGAAACCAUAUCACUGUGAUAUCUGUGGUAAAUCUUUAACUUCCAGUGGUAACCUAACUACACACAAACGUAUUCAUACAGGAGAGAUGCCUUAUCAUUGUGAUAUCUGUGGUAAAGUGUUCUUUCAAAGUAGUCACCUAACUACACACAAACGUACGCAUACGGGAGAGAAGCCAUAUCACUGUGGUAUCUGUGGUAAAUCAUUCUCUCAAAAUCGUUACUUAAAUAUACACAAAUGUGUUCAUACAGGAGAGAAGCCAUAUCACUGUGAUAUCUGUGGUGAGUCAUUCUUGCAAAGUUAUGACUUAACAAUACACAAACGUACACAUACAGGGGAGGAGCCAUAUCAUUGUGAUAUCUGUAGUAAAUAUUUUACUUCCAGUGGUAACCUAACUAGACACAAACGUAUUCAUACAGGAGAGAUGCCAUAUCAUUGUGAAAUCUGUGGUAAAUCAUUCUCUCAAAAUUAUGACUUAACAAAACACAAACGUAUUCAUACAGGAGAGAAGCCAUAUCACUGUGGUAUUUGUGGAAAAGUAUUCUCUCAAAAUAGAACUUUAAGUAUACACAAACGUGUUCAUACAGGAGAGAAGCCUUUUCAUUGUGGUAUCUGUGGUAAAUCAUUCUCUCAAAAUAGUUACUUAACUGCACACAAACGUAUUCACACAGGAGAGAAGCCAUAUCACUGUGAUAUCUGUGGUAAAGUUUUUUCUCAAAAUAGUCAUUUAAGUACACACAAACUUAUCCAUACAGGAGAGAAGCCAUAUCACUGUGAUAUAUGUGGUAAAUCUUUCACUUCCAGUGGUAGCCUAACCAAACACAAACGUAUUCAUACAGGAGAGCUGCCUUAUCAUUGUGAUAUAUGUGGUAAAGUGUUCUCUCAAAAUAGUCAUUUAAGUACACACAAACGUAUUCAUACAGGAGAGAAGCCAUAUCACUGAUAUCUGUGGUAAAGUGUUCUCUCAUAAUACUCAAUUAAGUAGACACAAACGUAUUCAUACAGGUGAGAAGCCAUAUCACUGUGAUAUCUGAUGUAAAUCAUUUUCUCAAGAUUCUGACAUAACUAGACACAAUUAUAUUCAUUCAGAAUAGAAGCUACAUCAGUGUGGUACAUAUGGGACAUCAUUCACUGUAAGUGAUGCUUUAACUGGAUACAAAAGUAAGAGUGCAGAUUUGUAUGUUUUCAACUUCUUUUUCUUUUUUCAUAUUCCUGUGUUUCAUGUAAUGGAGAUCCUGACUGAAAAUAAGUUAUUUCGAAAAAUUUCAUUUAGUCUUUAUUUAAUCUUUCAACCACUUUCAUGUGCUUUUCAGUUUCCAUGAUGUGGGGACCACUAUACUGAAACUCCUCUAGGAGAUCCUACACAUGGUUCUUGGCUGAAUAUCAUUUCCCCAAACAUUACUUGUGGCUUUUUCUUGCACAAGAAUACAGUAAAGUUGUCAAAUAUGUACAUCAACAAUGACCUCCAGUACAAAAGAGAAAAGAUCACAUUGGAAGGACAUGAGGCAUAAGUAUAGCUUUGUGUCCCCCACGUAACUCAUGCCUUAUAAUUUUCUGCACUCUUGGUAAGUUGCUGCCCAUUCACCCAGCGUAUUUGUUGAGGAGAGAAGCUAUUUCUGUGGAGAUUCUGUGAUAGGUUAUUGUCUGAAAAGUGUCACUUAUAUGCAGGGAUAUGGUUUACUGCUAAGAUUCCUGAAACAAAAAUAUAAACACCUAUCUAUAAUUGCAAAUGUAUUCACACACUAAGGGAGAUAUGAGAUAGUAUAACAACAACCUCCCAAAACUUAGUUUUAUUCCACUACAAAUAGACUUACAUUUUCGACACAGCUUACUACUGUGAUAUUUUUCAUUAAAAGUAAUUGGUUCCAAAUUUUGACUUUGUCUUGCAGGAAUAUUAAUUCCAAGUCUUUGUUCUCACCAAUAUUGUUAUAUUUUGGUGGAGACAUAAUUAAUAAAAUCUAUAAACACAC
This is a messenger RNA of Octopus bimaculoides (California two-spot octopus), 3218 nucleotides long. RefSeq lists its product as uncharacterized. The record is from RefSeq and is a predicted model, not a curated record. NCBI's taxonomy places the organism in Eukaryota, Metazoa, Mollusca, Cephalopoda, Octopoda, Octopodidae. Gene Ontology annotation, cellular component: nucleus. Gene Ontology annotation, biological process: regulation of transcription by RNA polymerase II. Gene Ontology annotation, molecular function: DNA-binding transcription factor activity, RNA polymerase II-specific.